UCAUGCUGUUACUGGUCGGGUAUGAAUACUUGAUAGCUAAUGUCGGGGUUGCUACUUAUAUAUCCCUGGACCUGAAUCCCAAUGGCGAAGAAGAGUCGAUGAUCUCCGGAUGUUUCUAGUCGCUUUGAAGCUCUAUUCUGCUGAUCACAAUAAGCCAAAUUUGCAUUUACUCGUGUGUCGGCAGUUGAAGGCAAUAUUAAUAGGCAACCCGGCAUUUAUUGCAUCUGCUGAAGCCCCCCGUAAAGUUGACGACACUUUGGCGGGGAACAUGCCCCGCGCGCUUGGUCAGCAAGUCGAAAACAAUCGAAGUGAUCAAGCUGUCCUGGCACGAAUUUGCUGGCAAUAUGAUAUCCCUCUAACUGCUCCCCUUAUAAGGCUUCCGUAGUUCCCAUUGAAUCCUGCAGACUUCAUACUCACGCUCUAUUCUGCUUAGACAGGGCUCGUCAUGACGAAGAAGAUUGGUGUCUUUCCCGCUUCUGGCGGCCUCGGCGGUAGCAUCGUCAAACAUAUUCUCGAGCUGGUUCCUGCAUCCAACCUUGUCUUCAUUGCUCGACACCCCGACAAGCUAGCAGAAGUCAGCGCUGCUGGAGCGACGGUCCGCAAAGCCGACUAUGACGACCCUUCUUCUCUCCACCGUGCGUUCGACGGUAUUGGAGUGCUGAUGUUGAUUUCGUACGCGUCAUUCGAGUAUGAGUACCGCGAAAAGGUACACAAGAUCGCCAUAGAUUCUGCCCGCCGUAGUGGUGUCGAACACAUUUUCUAUUCGUCUUUGGGCUUCGGCAAGGGCCUUUCCAAGGAGACCGUCGCAUACGUCAUGAAGGCGCAUAUAGCAACAGAGGCCUAUCUCGACGAGGUUGCUAAGGAGAACAAGAAUAGAUUCACAUACACUGCCAUUCGCGAAGGUAUCUAUUCAGAGUCGUUCCCUAUCUACACCGCCUGGUUCGACCCUAAAAAUCCGGCUGAUGAAAUCACCAUCCCACACGACGGUUCCGGUCCUGGAGUAGCCUGGGUAAAGAGGGAUGAACUCGGCGAAGCGACAGCUAAGCUGAUCGCGCAGUAUGCGAAGAACCCGGAAGCGUUCCCAUACUUGAACAAGACUAUCCUCCUCUCUGGAGCACGUGUUCUCACGCUUGCUGAGACGGUGGAGAUUCUUGGUCGCAUUGUUGGAAAGCCUCUUCGCAUUCGACAGAUUUCUGUUGACGAGUACACCGCCCUGCCUCAGAUUGGCGACCGUCACACCUACAAAGGCGUAAAUCUCUCCAGGGAAUGGACGACAGCGUGGGAAGGUAUCCGUCGGGGUGAGACAGCAGUUGUUGAUCCGUUGCUGCAACAAAUCUUGGGAAGGGAGCCUGAGGACUUUGAAACCACUGUGAGAAAGUUAAUAGCUUCUAAUUAAUGAAACCUCUGCCACUGUGCUCUGUAUUUAGCGCGGCAGUUCCCUCCUGUAUAUAGAAAGUAUAACGUCACCAACAAUCACCGUCCACUUUGCGCCAGUCGUGUUCUACUAUAUAUCCUUCCUUCCAACUGCCAGUAUGCAGAUUAUUCAGAGCAACGACCUAGACUUUGUGCUCAUUCAAGCUUCGUUAAUGGCAUAAUAUGACAGCGCUGUAAGCAAUCCACCGGGCUUUGGCUCUUCGGUGACUGCCUUAUCUCCGAG
Paecilomyces variotii is the source of this 1657-nucleotide messenger RNA. RefSeq lists its product as hypothetical. NCBI's taxonomy places the organism in Eukaryota, Fungi, Ascomycota, Eurotiomycetes, Eurotiales, Thermoascaceae. Bases 446 to 1396 code for a protein of 316 amino acids. The record is from RefSeq and is a predicted model, not a curated record. The transcript has 2 exons.